UCCCUGCUGUAUAUGACUUCGAAGUUGCUUUUCUCAAAGGAAAAGAACCAAACUUGAUUAGUAUGGUAAAGGGAGAAGCUGACGAGGUGCACCUGUGGGCCAGGAGAACUCCUAUUCAAGACAUUCCGUGUGACGAUAUUGAGGAAACUUCCAAGUGGUGCAGGAAGGUCUUCCAAAAAAAGGACGAAGGAAUGGCUUACUUCUUUGAACAUGGUAAAUUUCCAGCAGAAGAAAUUGAAUAUGCUAAGAAAAACAGAAGUCUCGUCGUAACGAUAUUGUGGAACAUACUUUUGGGUGUACCUCUUCUUUGGUAUAUCUUGUCUGUAUUACUGUCUGGCUCCAUUACCUCACUCUUAAUUGCUGCCACAAUUGCUCUAGUUGGUUUUAUCAUGAUCAAAGUACUGCUGCACUUUAGUGACUCCAAGAAAGGUAGCAGUUUUGGAUUGAAGCCUUCUAAUGGUACAAGAAACACUACCCCACCAAAUGGUGACACGGCCAAGAAGUUAACUUAGAUUAUAAUGUUCAGAUUGAUUUACGGAGUUGAACAGCGAGAUCUUUUCAAGAGAAUUAUCGAGAAUCAGUUGUAACAAUAGGUUCCUUUUACACAUUUUUGAUACUUAAGAGGGAAACGCAUUUGAUAUUAUUAUGCAUUUUGGUCUUUCCAAAAAAACAAACAAACAAACAAACAAAAAUAAAACAAAAUAAGAUGUUACAAAAAGCAAUAAAAAUGUUUGGUGUUUUCAAACUUGUUAAUUUCCAUGCCUGUUGAGGACCUUUCCAAGAUUUUUUCUGAGGGAUAUUUUCCUCGAUCUGGGAUGAAGGAGGAAUGCAGACUCAAAAUAAAGUGAAACAAUUAUUUAGUGACGGUAUUUCUUGCUUUAUCAUCCCCAUAAAAAAUCUUAAUAAGUUCUUUCCCGAAAGUAGUGUCGGUAGUUAGGGGAGGUUUGACUGCAAUCGAUUUCAAUAAAUACCAGCUUGUUGCC
Messenger RNA from Pocillopora damicornis (cauliflower coral), 983 nucleotides. RefSeq names its product 1-acyl-sn-glycerol-3-phosphate acyltransferase delta. NCBI's taxonomy places the organism in Eukaryota, Metazoa, Cnidaria, Anthozoa, Scleractinia, Pocilloporidae. The record is from RefSeq and is a predicted model, not a curated record. Gene Ontology annotation, molecular function: 1-acylglycerol-3-phosphate O-acyltransferase activity. Gene Ontology annotation, cellular component: endomembrane system.